CGCUGGCCGCUCUUCCAGCCGCUUCUCUGCCUGCGCGGAGCGACCGGCCGCUUGCUGCUGGGUGUGCAAAGAGGGGCGGGGAAGCGCCUCUCUUCAUCCACGCCGGGAAGACAGCUGAGCUUGAUCUCUGCCCUCUAUCGGACUUCGGGGCUGGCGGUAGCACCGUGGCCGGACUGUCGCUGGCCGUUGUGGUCUCUCGCUACUGCUCUCCCGCUGUCGCUCUCUUUUGGGUUUGGGGGGCGGGGGUUGCAAGGAUCAAACGGUGCAAUGAUCCGCUCCUCGGCUUCCUAGGCGUUUUGGGAAUUGCUAUCCGCUGCCGCCGCAAGGAGAGACCCAGAGGAGAUCAACUCCGCAGUGUCCGAGCCGUGAACACUAUUUCUUUAAUCAAGCUUUUAAUGCCCCCACCUGGAGGCUUUAAAAGCAAGGCUGGAGCUGAAGGGAGGCGCUGCUUCAGGGGGAGAAACGCUGUUCCACCAAGGGUUUUUGACACCCAGGCUGCAGAAAGGAUCCAGUAUGCACUUUAAUGCAACCAGGAAGCAAAGUUGGAUCCUAGAAUCUGUCUAUGGGGAUAAGUAGGGCCUAGAAGGACAUAUUGCUUCACCAAGGAUCUGCAAUGGAUAAAAAAAGCAAUGGCUGCUUCUUACUGGUUAUUCUACUAAUUAGAAUGGCUCCAAGUCUCUCUUCUACCAUAAGUUAUACUGAGCCCACAUUAGAGCCUAUAGCAACUGAACAUUCAAGAAUGCGCCAGAAGAUAGUAGAUUCACAGUUCAAGUGCUAUGAGAGGAUGAACAGAGCACCACCAUACAAGAAAAAAGGGCUGUUCUGUAACCGGACAUGGGAUGGAUGGUUGUGUUGGGAUGACACGCCUGCUGGAGAAUUCGCUGACCAAAAUUGCCCUGAUUAUUUUCCAGACUUUGAUCCAACUGAAACUGCAACAAAAUACUGUGAUAAGACAGGAACCUGGUUCCGGCAUCCUGAAAGCAAUCGAACUUGGUCCAAUUAUACACGGUGCAAUUCUUUCACAAAUGAAAAGCGCAAGAUGGUAUUCAUUCUUUACUACAUGACUAUAGUAGGACAUGCUUUGUCUAUAACCUCCCUCUUGAUUUCCUUGGGGAUUUUCUUCUAUUUCAAGAGCCUCAGCUGUCAAAGGAUAACAUUGCACAAGAAUUUGUUUUUUUCGUAUGUUCUUAAUUCUGUAUUUACACUCGCCCACCUCAUUGCGGUAGUGUCAGAUCGGGACCUGGUAAAAAAAGACCCAAUAAGCUGCAAAGUGCUUCAGUUUUUUCACCAGUACAUGAUGGGCUGCAACUACUUCUGGAUGCUUUGUGAAGGCAUUUAUCUUCAUACCCUCAUUGUGGUGGCAGUAUUUGCUGAAGAGCAACGUUUGCAUUGGUAUUACCUCUUGGGCUGGGGGUUCCCUUUAGUUCCAGCAUCAAUCCAUGCUGUGGCAAGAACCAAAUACUUCAAUGAUAACUGCUGGAUUAGUGUUGACACUCACUUGCUGUACGUUGUUCAUGGACCUGUGAUGGCAGCUUUAUUGGUCAAUUUUUUCUUUUUGCUCAAUAUUGUACGAGUUCUGGUAACAAAACUGAGAGACACACAUCGGGCUGAGUCCAACAUGUACAUGAAAGCAGUCAGAGCCACUUUAAUCCUCGUGCCCUUAUUAGGAAUCCAAUUUGUCAUUAUCCCUUGGAGGCCGGAAAACAAAUUGGCUGGAGAGGUAUAUGACUACAUCAUGCAUAUAUUGAUGCAUUACCAGGGUUUACUUGUGGCAACUAUUUUCUGUUUCUUCAAUGGAGAGGUCCAAGGAGCUUUGAAGAGGCAAUGGAUGCAGUAUAAAACCCAGUGGGGUCAAAGGCGACGAGAACAUUGCUCUACGCGAUCUACCUCCUACACAGCAACAUCUAUCACAGAGGUUCCCAUUUAUCUAUAUCAUCAUGACUCCAACAGCGAACAGCUUAAUGGAAAGUAUAUAGAUGACUCUGAACUUGUUGCAUUGAAAUCAGGAGAGACGUCUGCUUAGCUCACAACUCGAGGACUUUGCUUUCUGUUUGUACAAUGAGAAGAGGAGAAGACCUCAAGGCCACUGCCAGAGCCUGCUCAGUCAGGUGACAGGAUGCGUCAUAUGCAAACUACAAGAACUCAGCUUUCUGAUGGCAAGAGUCUGACAGAGACAAGAGAUGUGGUGGCUACUAAAUGCUGCUCUAAAGUGCAAAAGGGACCAAGCCUGGAAUUACUAGGGUCAGAAGUGGGAUUUCAACCAGUUCCAGAUCUUGGCCAUAUGAAAUGAGGAUGUAAUAGUAAUAAACAUUUCCAUUAGAUCCCCCACUGGGAGAUGCCAUUGUUUCUACAGAUGGAUCAUUGUUGUCCAAGUGAACUAAAUGCAAAUAGGAGGCGGUCAACAGCUAUUGCAUUACUUUCCUUUUACACUAGACGUUGGAACCAUAAACAUGAGUUAUUUGUCAGACUUGGAAAGCUUCCCCCCCCCCCUUUGACUUUCAGUCGCUCAAAUGCUUUCAUAAAGUUUCUGCACUUAGCGCAAAACAAUAAAAAACCAUUCCAUUGUAUUUAAAUCCUCUCAAGAGGAUGUCAUUCUGUAUUAUUCUGACAUCAAGCACAGGACAGACGUGAAGGUAAAUUAUUUAUUGUGUCACAAGGAUUCAGAAAGAAUAGAUGAAGAAUUGCCUAAGAAACACAGUGUUCUGUCAGAAAGUCUAAUGAGAGGAUCCAGGAGACUCUUCAGUAUUCCAUAUGCUGGUUGCUUAAUAUUAAUCACUUAUACGGAAAUUGUCAGCCAUAUUUUUCAGCCCAGCAAUCAGAUAUAGGGAACAUUUUUUCUCUAUGAAUAAACUGUGAAAUGUACUUGUAAAAUUA
This is a messenger RNA of Elgaria multicarinata webbii, 2874 nucleotides long. RefSeq names its product calcitonin receptor (gene CALCR). Gene Ontology annotation, cellular component: plasma membrane; axon. The transcript is spliced from 15 exons. The record is from RefSeq and is a predicted model, not a curated record. Gene Ontology annotation, biological process: cell surface receptor signaling pathway; positive regulation of cytosolic calcium ion concentration; adenylate cyclase-activating G protein-coupled receptor signaling pathway. Gene Ontology annotation, molecular function: calcitonin receptor activity; amylin receptor activity. Bases 614 to 2023 code for a protein of 469 amino acids. Lineage: Eukaryota; Metazoa; Chordata; Lepidosauria; Squamata; Anguidae.